ACCGCUACAGAUUAAAUAUUUUGAUGCAGUCAGUGUUUCUUUUCCUUCGAAAGGGUUGCUGGGAUUCUAACUAAAGGGAGAGAGACUGAGUGAGUGAGAGAGAGAGAGAAAGAGAGAGGCAACGUGCGUGUUAGUUAGAGAUAGAUAGAUAGAUGAAUAGAGAGGGAGGGAGGGAGAGAUGCGUGUACUAUUUUCUACGACUGUAAACAGGUCAUCGAACGAAAGUUACAUGAAAUUAAUUAAAUAAUAUUAAUAAUGAAAGAAAAUACGAUCUACCGGCGAGAAAUGUUUUUAUUUUAUUUUUGUUUUUAGAAGAAAUGAAUGAGAAGAUGUGAAUCACGCAAGAGGACAAUCAAGUAAACAGAAAUUAAUGUUCAUUAGAGAGAUGAUAGAUUUUUUAAAAUUAAUAUACAGAAAAAAACAAAGGAAACUGUAUACAAAAUGUGUGUGAUUCUCAUGUAGUUGAAAGACAAAAUAAAAAGGGAUAUAAUUAGCGAGGGACGUGGAUGAAAUAGAGUGGGACAGAUAAAGCGUGGAGAAGAAGAAAAGGUAAAGAGAAAGUAUUAGAGAGGUAGAUUCGCUCUUCAGUGUUUAUUCUGUUGCGCCACUUAACAAUAGGUUUGCUUGAACUUUAGCUUCUGCUCGAUCGCCAGAAUAUUUGCCGUUUACAAUUAUCCGUAAUAUCUGACGACUGUUAUUUUUUGAUGCUGGAAUGAACAUAUUAUGGCUCGAGUCCAUUCAAACUACCCCCUUUUUUAAGGCAUGAAAAAUGGCUGAAUUCCUGUUAUUUGUAUAUAUGUUUGUUUUGGAAUUAACCAAUGGGAUUACGGCAAAUGUGGCAUGCAAAGCUUCUAAGACUUUUAGUGCUACUGGUGCUACUAGUGAUUUACUGCGAAUUUCUUCACUAUUAUAUAGUGCUUAUUUUUUGCACAUGGCCUGCUCUGGACAGUCAGUUCAAAGAUAUAUUUGUAACACAAAGUUCUCACAAACCUUUAAAAGCUAUGUUUAUAGCUGAUACACAUCUGCUUGGUAACAGGGAAGGUCACUGGUUUGACAAACUAAGGAGAGAAUGGCAAAUGCAGAGAUCCUUUCAAACCAGCUUGUCCAUCCAUAGUCCAGAUGUAGUUUUUGUUUUAGGAGAUUUAUUUGACGAAGGCAAAUGGAGUUCUGAUAAGGAAUUCCAGUAUCAUGUCGAUCGUUUUAAAAAGAUGUUUCAUCAUUCCAAAGAUAUAUCAUUCUAUGCUGUUGUUGGCAAUCAUGAUAUAGGUUUUCAUUAUGAUGUAACUAUUGAAAAACAUGAACGGUUUCAAAAGGCUUUUGAUGCUCCAUCAGUGAAAGUUUUACGUAUUCGUGAUUCAGUUUUUGUACUUCUUAACUCAAUGGCUAUGCAAAAUGAUGGCUGUACACUCUGCUCUGAUGCACUGCGGAAAAUUUAUAAAGUCUCGCAAACAUUAAAGUGUUGGCAGUUUCAGGGUUUUGAUCAAGUUGCAAAAGAGAAUUGCAAGAACAUAGAAAUUCUACCUUACUCUCGUCCAAUUAUUAUUCAGCAUUUCCCUAUGUACCGCCCAUCUGAUUUUAAUUGCACCACUCCCGAUGCUGCUCCUGAACCAUUAAAAUCAAUAUCAUUCCAAGAAAAUUUUGAUUGCUUAUCAAAGAGUUCCACUAAGCAAAUUUUUAAAUUGCUGAACCCUCGUUUGAUAAUGUCAGGACACACCCAUCAUGGCUGUUACAGAGUCCACAGUGACGGCACCCCAGAAUGGACAGUGGCAUCAUUUAGCUGGAGGAAUAAGAAAGCGCCUACAUUUCUUCUGGCUUUAAUCACCAGUGAUAAUUUUGCAGUUCACCAGUGUGCAAUUCCGAAAGAAACAACGAUAAUAUUUCUGUAUAUCUUGGGUGGUUUCUUUGCCUUGUUUUCUUUAUUCUUGCCACGGACUAGUAUAUGGCGGCCACUUAGCUGGACAUCUGUAAACAAGGACAGCUAAGUUCCAUAUUAGCAAUAAUAAUAAUAAUAAUAAUUAUAAUAAUAACAAUAAUAAUAUUAAUAAUAAUAAUAAUAAGUAAUUUAUAAUGAUAUGUAUUUAAUGAAGGUGAAUUAUUUGCAAGAUAAAAAUGUAAAAAAAAAAAUCUAUGAAAAAGAAAUUGAUAUUGCUGUAAAUUUUUGAUAUGAUAUUCCACAAUCUCUUUAGUUUAGGCUUAAACAUACAUUUAAAAAAAUCCAAAUGGAAAGCAAUUUUUGUUAUUUUGUAAAAAAAAAUAAAUAAAAAAUUGUAGUUUUGCUGUUAAAUUAGCAUUGCAUUAAAAAGUGUACUUUGAUUAAAGAGAUUAUUUUUCACUCA
Molecule: messenger RNA, 2336 nt
Organism: Octopus bimaculoides (California two-spot octopus)
Lineage: Eukaryota; Metazoa; Mollusca; Cephalopoda; Octopoda; Octopodidae
Product: metallophosphoesterase 1
Biological process (GO): GPI anchor biosynthetic process
Molecular function (GO): hydrolase activity
Source: RefSeq, a predicted model, not a curated record